Messenger RNA from Rotaria sordida, 423 nucleotides. NCBI's taxonomy places the organism in Eukaryota, Metazoa, Rotifera, Eurotatoria, Philodinida, Philodinidae. The record is from the annotation of a GenBank genome assembly.
AUGGACGCAUCAUCACCUGCAACAUCAAAAGUUUUACAUCAAACUCAAUUAAGAAAAUAUUUUGUUGCAGCUAAUGAUGGACACGAAUUAACAACUGUUGUUGAACCAAAUACAAAAACAUAUUUCAAUGCAACAGAAACAACAGGUAGUGGUAGUGACGAUGAAAAUAUUACACCAUCAUGGCAUAAUGAAACAACAAUGACAAUUUCUGGAACACCAGAAAAGGCAAAAAAACUACAACAACGAAAAGCUAAAUCUAUAAAAAAAACAUUAAUACAGGAAGAAGAACAAGAAGAAGAUGAUGAAGAAACAAAAGCUUAUAAACAACGACUUAGAAAUCAACCACGUAAAGUUUAUAAUGAUGACGAACCAAAACUCAAACAAACACUUAUUGUAAAUAAAGAUUUUUCUAAUAGAAUUUAG